GGGCACACUCGACUGUCGGCAGCGACUGUCGAAGGCCGUCCGACCGGUGACAGCGGAGCUGUGACUUGUGUACCGAGCUGUGAGCCGGCGCCGCUGGCGUUGUCGAGGGAGAUUAACGGGAAGGUGGCAACGAACCGGGGAGCGGCGGCAAAUUCAGCUACAUAAGUUCAACGCCGUUCAGCGGAAGGACUCAAGAGGGGCGACCGACCCCACGCGACUGCUUCAUCUGGUCCUGGCCGCCGACACUCCGCUGCUUGGCGCUGCCACCAUGUCUAUGAACGCAGACACGCGGUCGCAGGCCCGCCAGCUCUACCUGGAGACGAUGCUGCGCGGGCUGAACCUCACCUUCAGCGAUUGGGAGGCGUUCCAGAACGGCUCCACCGCGGCGGUCACCGGUUCGACGCCAGUCAUGUUCAGCGACCGUACCGAGGCCACGAGUGACAUCUGUGGCGAGGGCGUACGCUGGUUGAGGGACUCCUACCGGCCCGUGCAUGGCUACCUGGCACUCAUGGUCUGCCUGUUCGGCUCCGUCACCAACCUCAUCAACAUCGUGGUGCUGACGCGGAAGGGCAUGCUGUCGUCGACCAACACGAUCCUCACAGGACUGGCCGCCGCCGACCUGGCCGUCAUGCUGGAGUACAUUCCGUUCGCCGUGCAGCACUAUAUCAGCGACACGGAUCCGCAGUCUCACUCCCAGGUGCUCUACGUGCUGUUUCACGCGCACUUUGCCCAGAUCUUCCACACGGUAUCCAUCUUUAUGACAGUGAUGCUGGCCGUGUGGCGGUUCCUGUCGAUCGUCCACCCGACAGUGGCCGCCAAGCACUGCACCAUGAAGCGAUGCCUGACCUUCAUCGUGCUAGCCUACCUGGCCUCACCCGUCAUCUGUCUGCCGUCCUAUUUCACGUUUGCCGUGCGCAGCCAGCCGACGCUCCAGCCGGGAGAAUUCAUCUACAGCAUCGACAUCAGCGACAUCGCGAGGCGGCACAACAGGCUGCUGAACCGCGCCAACUUCUGGCUCUUCGCCGUGGUCAUCAAGCUGGUGCCGUGCCUGACGCUGACGUACUUCUCGGUCCGUCUGAUCCGAGUUCUGCUGGAGACGAAGCGGAGGAAGCAGCGGCUGAUGUCGGGCUGCAGUCAGCUCAGCGCCGACCACCACCUCGUCCAGGACACUCGCCGGGCCGACCGCACCACUCUCAUGCUGGUCGCCGUGCUGCUGCUCUUCCUCAUCACCGAGUUCCCGCAGGGCAUCCUCGCGCUGCUCUCGGGCGUCCUGCAGGAGCGCUUCUUCUCCAUCUGCUACCAACAUGUCGGUGAACUCCUCGACAUCCUGGCGCUAACCAACUCGGCAGUCAACUUCCUGCUCUACUGUCUGAUGAGCAAGCAGUUCCGAGAGGCGUUCAGCGCUCUGCUGAGGCGACCUGCCCACCUCAGGCCGCUGAGUCGUAGCGGUCAGCCGGCCAAGUUUCACAGCAUCUCCAUGACAGUACUCAACACCAACACCACGUUUGUGUGAUCGUCAGACCAAGGCUGGCGGCGGCUCGAUGGCGAUAUCGCUGCUGGAAAAUAUUGUGGACGGAGGGGAACUGAGGGAACUGUGCGUGCUUGUUCAAAGACGGUGAUAAUGAACGAAAGCGUUGCAUUAUUCGGCUGAAGUGUUUAAGCCGGUUGAGCGCUUCAGCCAAAGGUGGAGAUGUAUCGUGUAUUGUUCGUGCACUACCGAUAAAAACUUUGAAAUUGGACGACUGCGACAGCUGGCUGAUCUCACACCAGAACACUGUCCGCGUCGAAUACAUAGAAUAUCAGCGGUCCUUCCCCGAACGUGGAUCUACACGGCCUACCCGAACAUUACGGUGAAGUUUUCAAUUACGCUGGGAAACACGGCAGACUGACAGGCCUGUGGCGACGUGGGCCGAUCGUUUCCAAGCACCGUGUGCGGUACACCGUAUUGGUGCGCUUGUUGUGAGUCACUCAGGACGAUAUAAGCUAAGCUCAAGUAUUGACGAAAUUUCUAGCCGUAAGUGAUAUGGCAUGUCAUUUCUUGGCUGAUAUACUGAAUGUUGAACUAUUGAAGUAGAAUAUAUAAAUAAGUAUUUUUGUGACAAUGAAACGAUGGCGACUCGAUUGUAUUUAGUCGAAUCUUCAUGAUGUACGGGUGUGGUGAUUACAGUGCGUGUAAAUAAUGCGUAUAUAGAAUUGUUUCAACGAGAGCAUUUAUACGCGGCGUUAGUUCAGAGCCUGCAUUCUGCGAUCCUGCAUCAGUUUAUGAAAAGGAAGCUUAACAUUGUUGGGUCGGUUUCAUGAACUGUCUCCUUUGGCUCUAAAUAAGGUCGAGGUUUUCAAAUUGAAGGAGCUCCUGGUACUUCGCAGUUAUCAUGGCUGCUUGAUCUGUCAUUGUUUGAGGACAUGAUUAUCUGCCCUAUAAAAGUUGACAUUUCCAGAUAUUUGUCCUAAGUUUGCAUAGCGUCUGAAUCAAUGUUCAAUAUUGAAUUAACUUUCGUCUGCUACUGAAAAUGGUAAUUCACGAUAACUGCAAAUUGCCAUCACAUCAUAAAGUCAACGUUUUGACUGUCUAACGUUUAACUCGCAAGCUCCAUUACAUGCAUCGGGACAGUUUUCGUCUCGCUUUUUGAAAGCAUGUUCUGGGUGACUGAUCAAGCGGAUUACACAUUUGCUAAAGCCACAUUGAUCUAGUGGGAAUCACCGGCAAUAAAACCCCACGCUAAUUGCUGGUACACUGCACCCAGCGGCCACCUCAAAGCUAAUGUGCGCUCUGAUACUAAUUUAAGAGAUUAGUAAUGUGCGGACGCCGGACAGUGAUCUAAAUCUUUGUCCGCGUCUUGUCCUGAUCAGUGAUGGUCUGAUGCUCGUGUGUGCUGUGACUGCCCGACUGAAGCACAGUAAAAUGUGAAAUAUGUUAUUUACUGUAUGGAGGUCUAGGUGUUUCAAUGGGGCUUAAAUUUUGUCACGUGUGUUUUGUUUGUAGGUUAUUUACCUUUUGCUAUGUUUCCGAAGCGUUUCUGUUCCACUGUAUUAGACAUGCCCGUAUCUCAGAUGUUCCUUAUACUUGCGACAUUGGUUCAGUGUCCAUGCGUGUUCGGACAGAAAGGCCAGAGCUUUCCCGCUGUUUACCUGUAUCUAUCUAUAGGUACAGAGCGGACGAUGUCUCGUCCGAGACCCCAUUCCCGUCUCGCCGUGCCAAAUGGAAUGGGCGCGAACCGUCGAUGAAGCAUCGAUUGUCUAUGUAUUUAUGUAUGCUCGCCAAAUAAUAUGGUAUUGUUACA
Molecule: messenger RNA, 3281 nt
Organism: Amphibalanus amphitrite
Lineage: Eukaryota; Metazoa; Arthropoda; Thecostraca; Balanomorpha; Balanidae
Product: G-protein coupled receptor dmsr-1-like
Exons: 2
Coding region: 269-1513 (414 amino acids)
Biological process (GO): G protein-coupled receptor signaling pathway
Cellular component (GO): membrane
Molecular function (GO): G protein-coupled peptide receptor activity
Source: RefSeq, a predicted model, not a curated record